This is a messenger RNA of Protobothrops mucrosquamatus (brown spotted pit viper), 1203 nucleotides long. RefSeq names its product WD repeat domain 86 (gene WDR86). The transcript is spliced from 6 exons. Bases 1 to 1203 code for a protein of 400 amino acids. The record is from RefSeq and is a predicted model, not a curated record. NCBI's taxonomy places the organism in Eukaryota, Metazoa, Chordata, Lepidosauria, Squamata, Viperidae. Gene Ontology annotation, molecular function: protein binding.
AUGGGGAGCAGUUCUUCAGCCCUCAGAAUUUGCACUGAUCACCAAGGAGGCAUCAACUGGAUCAGCCUGAGUCCAGACGGGCAGUGGCUGUUAACAGGCAGUGAAGAUGGGACAGCACGGCUCUGGAGCACUUCCAGCAACGAAUGUCAAGCCCACUUUCAAGGUCAUGAAAGCUACAUCACAUUUUGUCACUUAGAAAACGAAGUUGCUUUCACCUGCAGUGCAGAUCACACUAUCAGAAAAUGGGAUGUGAUGACCGGAAGAUGCCUUGCUAUUUAUCGUGGACACACAUCCAUCGUGAAUAGGAUCCUAGUUUUCAAGGAUUACCUCUUCAGUGGAUCCUACGACAGGACUGCACGCUGCUGGAGUGUGGAUAAGGAAAAACCGAUCCAGGAGUUUAGGGGCCAUCGCAACUGCGUUCUGGCCCUGGCGCUCUACUCUUCGAAGGAUGUCCUUGAAGAGGAAGAGGUGGAGGAGAGGAUAGAAGAGGUGGAAGAGCUAAGCCAAGACUUCCUGGUGACGGGGAGCACGGACUGCACUGUCAAGGUCUGGUGGGUGUCCACUGGGCGUUGCCACCAGACCCUGCUGGGACACACUGGGGCAGUCCUAUGCCUUAUACUUGACGCUCCAAACAGGGAGCUCUUUUCGGGAAGCACUGAUUAUACCAUUCGGACUUGGAACAUUGUGACAGGGGAACAGCUGAGGGUCUUCAAAGAGCAUCAAGGAUCCAUCAUUUGCCUAGAGCUUGUGAAUCGAUGCUUGUAUUCAGGCAGCACGGACAAAACAGUAAAGUGCUGGCUGGCUGACACUGGAGAGAGGAUACGGACCUAUAAGGCUCAUAAACACAGUGUCAGUGCUUUGAAAUAUCACGCUGGAAUAUUGUUUACUGGAAGUGGUGAUGCUUGCGCUCGAGCGUUUAACACAAAGACCGGCAUUCUGCAAAGAGUGUUUCGUGGUCAUAAGUUGGUUAUUAACUGCAUCCAGAUUCACAAUGAAUUAUUGUACACAGCUUCCCACGAUGGCACACUAAGGAUCUGGGACAUCCGGCAGAUUUGUAAACGGAACAAGCGUCGCUUGAAGGAACGUUCUAUCCAGGGUAGACAUUUCCACAAGGGAAGCCUACCUCGCCUUUUCAACAACAAAGUGGGCUGUGUGCUUCAUCAGGAAAAUGGAGGACCACGGGAAACUAUGGAACUUGAGUGA